Fusarium mangiferae is the source of this 1032-nucleotide messenger RNA. RefSeq lists its product as uncharacterized. The coding region runs from base 1 to 1032 and encodes 343 amino acids. NCBI's taxonomy places the organism in Eukaryota, Fungi, Ascomycota, Sordariomycetes, Hypocreales, Nectriaceae. The transcript is spliced from 3 exons. Gene Ontology annotation, molecular function: metalloendopeptidase activity. The record is from RefSeq and is a predicted model, not a curated record. Gene Ontology annotation, biological process: proteolysis.
AUGCGCUUCUGUCCAACAUUGGCCUUUGUAGCCUAUCUUGCAUCUGGUGUGCAGGCGCAUUUGCCUUACUACAGGCAUGCACGAAACAACAACGCUUUGACCGUCUUUCUGGAGCCCGUACUUGGGCAAUCGACGCAGGUCAAUGUCUCUAUUAAGAACGGCGGGCCUACUGAUCUGAGUCUCCUCAAAAUUGGAAAUGAGGUAUCUUUUAUGGGCAUUGAGCUGAGCCUCUACUACGAUGGACUCAAGUCCAAUCAUUUUGAGACGCUCAAAAUCGGGUCUUCUAUCUUUCGAACUAUCGACUUAUCUACCAUGUACGAUUUGAAGGCUGGUACAUACUCUGUGUAUGCUGAGGGUAGUAUUCCCGCUGCUUCAAAGGAAUCUAGCAAACCAAUUCCCGUUUCCUUUAAGUCCGAGGCUCUGUCGAUGAGGAUCACCAAAGCUUCAUCAGCUGAGGCAAAGCAAAAAGCAUCGAAGCGCACCAUUCUCCAGGGGGACUCUUGCACUACUGAGAAGCUCGAUAUCACUGCCAACGGUGUAAAGAACUGCGAAACUCUUGCCCGGGCCGCAGCUAAAGACGCAUCUGACGUUCACUCCGCGAGGUUCGUCGAGUACUUUAAGUCAAACGAGACCGUGGCUCGUGAGCACGUGACCGGCCGGCUUCUCGCCGUCGCGGAAGAGUGUUCCACUUCAGACAGUGGCAAUACACGAGUCUUUUGCAGAGAUGAGAUUGGAUACUGUGAGAGCGACGGUCCUUUGAUCGCUUACACGACCUGGGUCAACGGCUAUGUCACCAUGUGUCCGCUAUUCUACGAUACGCUGCCCCCUCUACCACAAAAGUGUCAUAAGCAGGACCACGCCACCACGACGAUCCACGAGAUGACGCAUGCUAGAGCCGUGUAUGAGCAGGAGGUUUCAACUCAGGAUUAUGCUUAUGGCUAUGAGAACUCUACUGCUUUGGAUCCUCUGUCUUGUCUUUACAACGCUGAUUCAUAUUCUCUGUACGCCAACGCGGUUUACUUGGAUUGUUGA